ACUUUCUUUUUAUUUUUUAUUUUUUUUUCCAUCAAAUUGUUAUCCAAAACUGGUGUUGUUUCUUUCAUCAUAGCAAUGGCACUCUCAGCCUCUUGCUGCAUUGUUGCUUCAUCAAACAUUAACCCCUUACCAUCUUUUCCAUUCAGACUCCCUUCCUUAUGGCCAUCCACACAAAAGGUGAAGAUGGGGCCUCUCAGUGUUUCUCCAAUGGGUUUUGGAACAUGGGCAUGGGGGAAUCAGAUUCUAUGGGGGUAUAAGGAAUCUAUGGAUGAUGACCUUCAACAAGUCUUCAACAUGGCUGUUGACAAUGGUGUUAAUCUUUUUGAUACUGCUGAUUCUUAUGGGACUGGAAGGUUUAAUGGCCAGAGUGAGAAACUCCUUGGGAAGUUCAUUCGAGAUUUUCGAGAGAAAAAGGGGAGCAGGAGUAAAAUUGUGAUUGCUACAAAAUUUGCUGCUUAUCCAUGGCGCCUUACACCAGGGCAGUUUGUGAAUGCUUGCAGGGCAUCACUAGAUAGGAUGCAGAUUGAGCAAAUUGGGAUAGGACAACUACAUUGGUCAACUGCAAACUAUGCUCCUUUCCAGGAAUUAGCACUUUGGGAUGGUUUAGUGGCAAUGUAUGACAAGGGUUUAGUUCAAGCUGUUGGGGUUAGUAAUUAUGGACCGAAGCAGCUUUUAAAGAUACAUGCUUACUUAAAAGAACGUGGAGUUCCCUUAUGCUCAGCCCAGGUGCAAUUUUCUUUGCUAAGCAUGGGGGAAGAACAACUAGAGAUCAAGAGUAUAUGUGAUUCUCUGGGUAUUCGGGUAAUUGCUUAUAGUCCUCUGGGACUUGGAAUGCUUACUGGGAAAUACUCGUCAUCCAAACUUCCAACUGGGCCAAGGGGAUUGCUAUUUAAGCAAAUACUUCCAGGUCUGGAUCCUUUAUUGAGUUCCUUGAGAGAAAUUGCAAAUAAAAGACGCAAAACCAUGUCACAGGUUGCAAUAAAUUGGUGUAUAAGCAAAGGCACAAUUCCUAUUCCUGGAGUGAAGUCAAUAACACAGGCAGAGGAAAACUUGGGUGCUCUGGAUUGGCGCCUCUCCUCAGACGAGAUACUUCAGUUGGAGUAUGCAGCACAGGAAUCACCUCGUAGGAUGAUCCAAAACAUUUUCCAAACCAGAUAAUAGCAACAAGCCUCGGCAGCAUAAAUUGCACACUGAGAAUGACAAGGCAAAGCCACAGGGUUUUUAUCAUCUCAUAACGUGAAAAACAGGACAGAUUGUUGAACAAUUUCAUUUGUACUGGUUCAAAAGAGAAUACCCGAAUCAAGUACUGUAUUUAUUGUUAUGAGUUUGUAAUUCCAAAAACAUGAAUUGCAACCAUCCAACAUACUAUUGGACAAUCUUAAAAAUAUGUU
Molecule: messenger RNA, 1391 nt
Organism: Lathyrus oleraceus (garden pea)
Lineage: Eukaryota; Viridiplantae; Streptophyta; Magnoliopsida; Fabales; Fabaceae
Product: pyridoxal reductase, chloroplastic
Exons: 9
Coding region: 76-1158 (360 amino acids)
Cellular component (GO): cytoplasm
Source: RefSeq, a predicted model, not a curated record